Molecule: messenger RNA, 1371 nt
Organism: Cannabis sativa
Lineage: Eukaryota; Viridiplantae; Streptophyta; Magnoliopsida; Rosales; Cannabaceae
Product: stemmadenine O-acetyltransferase
Exons: 1
Coding region: 1-1371 (456 amino acids)
Source: RefSeq, a predicted model, not a curated record
AUGGAAUUCAACAUUGUCUCAAGAGAGUUAAUCACACCAUCUUCCCAAACUCACCAUCUUGAACCUUACAAACUUUGUCUUAUUGACCAAAUUUCUCCAAAAUAUUAUUUCCCUGUCAUUCUCUUCUAUUCCAAUAGUGAUGCCAAACUCUUUGACCUCUCAAAAACCCUAACCCAAAUGAAAAUAUCAUUGUCAGAAACACUCAACUUGUAUUAUCCUUUGUCCGGAAGAGCAAAAGAUGAUCAAUACAUAGAUGAUUUUCAAGCUGGUGUUCCUUUCUUUGAAGCCAAAAUCAAUUGGCAAAUGUCAGAAUUCUUCCAAAGAGAAAUUGAGUUUCAUAACCAAUUACUCCCUUUUCAACCAUUUGGAAAAACACCCAAUAAUAAUAUUCCUCCAAUUGCCUUCCAAGUGAACAUAUUUGGUUGUGGUGGAAUUGCACUUGGUAUUGUCUUCUACCAUAUGAUUAUGGAUGCUGCAACAAUGAGCAACUUUCUCAAAUCUUGGGCUGCUUUUUCUUCGGGUUCAACUCACAAGGUAAUAAACCCUAAUCUCGUUGAAGGAACUAUUCUUUUUCCUCCAAAAGAAAUUGAUUUUCUCAACGACUACACAUCAGUAGUGAAUCGCUUCUUUUUCAAUGAGGGAGAGUAUACGGCCAAGAGAUUUGUUUUCGCCAUUGAAUCAAUACAAACCCUAAUAGAGAUGGCGAAAAGUAAACACGUACCAAACCCUACUCGUAACUUGGCUGUCACUUGUUUCAUAUGGAAACAUAUUAUGGCAGCAUAUUGGGCUGAUUCCGAGCCCAAUGAUCUUAUUACAGCUUGCCAAGUGAUGAACAUUCGUCCGCGAAUGAAGUCUCGCCAUAAUGGUGAUUCAUUAGAUGGUGUUGUGGGAAACUUAGUUGGGCAUGUAGGCUCAGUUUUUGAUCCUAAUAACGACCAUCAAAAUGUUAAGAAUAGUUCUGACAUUAAGUUGAGUGAUUUGGUGAGACGACUAAAGGAAGCCAUGGAAGGAUUUGAGGACUAUUUUCUAUGCCAAGUGAAAAAAGGUGGUGAGGAGGCUUCAUCUGAGAUGUUGGAACAAGUAGGGAAUCUGAGUUUAUUGGAUAAGUUAGGAAAGCCUAAUCACUUCAUUUCGUUCACCAAUUGGAAAGGGUUUUUCAAAGAGGUUGAUUUUGGUUUUGGGAAGUCAUUUAAGGUAGAGCCAAUCUUAGGAAAGAUCAUGAGUAACCAAUGUGGAAAUAUGGUGAUAUUGGUUGAUGCUGAUCGAUGGGGUAAAGGUUCUAUGGAAGUCUUUAUUAUAUUAGAACACAAACAAGUGUCACUAUUAGAAAGAGAUGAAAAUUUUUUAGCCUUUACUUCUAAAAGCUCCUAA